AGCGCACGGAUUGUUCUCGUUCGCUCUUCUCGCAUGGUCGACCCGCGGAGUGCGUGAUUACACAAUCUACCGGAGGCAUUUACAUGAGAAUAUUGUUCCGGUGUUUUCCCAUAUAAUCCUGUUAGAAAAGGAUCCAAUCGAACCGAGUCACCUAACCACCACUAGAUAGUGUUCACCUGCAGCCCGGUAGAUCCGUGUUUGUGUUCAUAAAAUUCCCUAAAGAAUCAAUCCACCAAAUGGAAAUGUCGCUCGAUAAUCUAUCAUCGGCCCAGAAGGAUGAGCUGAUGGUUUCCGUCAAGCAGCAGAUUGCUCUGGCCAAUGCGCAGGAACUGCUCACGAAAAUGACGGAAAAAUGCUUCAAGAAGUGCGUCGGCAAGCCAGGACAAGAGCUGGACAGUUCCGAACAGAAAUGCAUCGCCAUGUGUAUGGAUCGGUUCAUGGAUUCGUGGAAUCUGGUGUCCCGAACCUACACGCAACGAAUCCAGAAAGAACAGAACAAAGGAUAAGGAAGUUUCGAAGCUACCGGCUAAUAGGGCGUACAUUUUGUAAAGCAAAUGAAAAUAAUACAUUUAAAAAUACACGUAAA
Ochlerotatus camptorhynchus is the source of this 586-nucleotide messenger RNA. Its product is annotated as mitochondrial import inner membrane translocase subunit Tim13-like. The record is from RefSeq and is a predicted model, not a curated record. NCBI's taxonomy places the organism in Eukaryota, Metazoa, Arthropoda, Insecta, Diptera, Culicidae. The coding region runs from base 237 to 506 and encodes 89 amino acids. The transcript is spliced from 3 exons.